GGACGGGGUGGAGGUGGGGUGGGGGGCGGGGAUCGAGCCGGGCCCGGGCCGCGCUGCCUGCGAUGCCGGGCGCCCGCCGCAGCCGCCGCCGCCGGAGCCCGGGAUGGGGCGAGGAGAGGCUGCGGCGGACGCCAGCAUCUCCCCGCCGGGGACCCCGGGGGCCCCGGAGCCGCCGCCGCCGCUGCUGCUGCUGCCGCCGCUGCUGAGACCCAGCGGGCGAUGGGAUGAAGAUGAGACGCUACAAGCUCUUUCUCAUGUUCUGUAUGGCCGGCCUGUGCCUCAUCUCAUUCCUGCACUUCUUUAAGACCUUAUCCUAUGUCACCUUCCCGAGAGAACUGGCCUCCCUUAGCCCUAACCUCGUAUCCAGCUUCUUCUGGAACAAUGCCCCUGUCACACCCCAGGCCAGUCCGGAGCCGGGUGGCCCCGACCUGUUGCGGACUCCACUUUACUCCCACUCCCCCCUACUCCAGCCACUGUCCCCCAGCAAGGCCACCGAGGAACUGCACCGGGUGGACUUCGUGUUGCCAGAGGACACCACUGAGUAUUUUGUGCGCACCAAAGCUGGCGGUGUGUGCUUCAAACCAGGUACCAGGAUGCUGGAGAAACCUUCUCCAGGGCGGACAGAGGAGAAGCCCGAGGUGGUUGAGGGCUCCUCAGCCCGGGGUCCUGCUCGGAGGCCUAUGCGGCACGUGUUGAGUACGCGGGAGCGCCAGGGUAGCCGGGGCACUAGGCGCAAGUGGGUUGAGUGUGUGUGCCUGCCAGGCUGGCACGGGCCCAGCUGCGGGGUGCCCACGGUAGUGCAGUAUUCCAACCUGCCAACCAAGGAGCGCCUGGUACCCAGGGAGGUGCCGAGGCGGGUUAUCAACGCCAUCAACAUCAACCACGAGUUCGACCUGCUGGAUGUGCGCUUCCAUGAGCUGGGCGAUGUGGUGGACGCCUUCGUGGUCUGCGAGUCUAAUUUCACCGCCUACGGGGAGCCUCGGCCACUUAAGUUUCGAGAGAUGCUGACCAAUGGCACCUUCGAGUACAUCCGCCACAAGGUGCUCUACGUCUUCCUGGACCACUUCCCACCUGGUGGCCGUCAGGACGGCUGGAUUGCAGACGACUACCUGCGCACUUUCCUCACGCAGGAUGGUGUCUCCCGCCUGCGCAACCUGCGGCCCGAUGAUGUCUUUAUCAUCGAUGACGCAGACGAGAUCCCUGCGCGUGAUGGUGUGCUGUUCCUCAAACUCUACGAUGGCUGGACAGAGCCCUUCGCCUUCCACAUGCGCAAGUCUCUGUACGGUUUUUUCUGGAAGCAGCCGGGUACACUGGAGGUGGUAUCAGGCUGCACCAUGGACAUGCUGCAGGCCGUGUAUGGGCUGGACGGCAUCCGCCUGCGCCGCCGCCAGUACUACACCAUGCCCAACUUCCGGCAAUAUGAGAACCGCACCGGCCACAUCCUGGUGCAGUGGUCUCUUGGCAGUCCCCUGCACUUCGCCGGCUGGCACUGCUCCUGGUGCUUCACACCAGAGGGCAUCUACUUCAAACUCGUGUCGGCCCAGAAUGGCGACUUCCCCCGCUGGGGUGACUAUGAGGACAAAAGGGACCUCAAUUACAUCCGCAGCUUGAUUCGCACUGGGGGAUGGUUCGAUGGCACGCAGCAGGAGUACCCUCCUGCGGACCCCAGUGAGCACAUGUAUGCUCCUAAAUACCUGCUCAAGAACUAUGACCAGUUCCGGUACUUGCUGGAAAAUCCCUACCGGGAGCCCAAGAGCACUGUAGAGGGUGGGCACCGGAACCAGGGCUCAGAUGGAAGGUCAUCUGCUAUCAGGGGCAAGUUGGAUACAGUGGAUGGCUAGGGCUGUGCAAUUUUACAGGGCCAGGCAGGCUGAGAUGACGGUUAAGCCAGUGUUAUCUGUAGCCUCCUCGGUAUUCCCGGGCUCUUGAGAAAGGCAGGAGUCCUUGCAGAUGGUCCUCCGUGCUCAAGCCUCUAGAAUUAAGGGUCAGGCCUUUCACCCCAAAACAAAAAAGGAAAAAAUAUUUUCUAGUAGAGAAGAGCAAGCCCAGACAUCUAUGCAGCAUUUUUUCCCCCAAGAGUGCUGUGAGAAAGAGGUGUUCCUGGAGACCAUAAGGUGGUAUUCUGGGACUGGGGAGUGCUCGGGAACUUCAGUCUAGUUGAACGAAGCCCACCUUUGACAUCCUGGAUGGACAAGGAGGAUACCAUGCCAGGAGUUCCUAGCAUCCUGUAAAUAAAUGCAUUUGCAUCCAGGAGCAAGAAGAGACAGUAGGGAGGGUCUAGAAAGGAUCUAUCUGCUCUUGAUCUUGGCCAAGAAACCAGGGAAGCAUUGGAAAAUGGCGCCCUGCAGAGAGCGCACUUUGCAGCUUCCUCAGACCCAGGGAAUGAGGUCACUGAUGGCUGGGAGGAUGGAGCUUCUUGGUGGCUGUCAGUCCCCCUGCCUCUUCAAGGAGACGUGCCGGGCUUGAUGAGGAAUUUUCCUCUGGUUCCAAAUAUACCCUGAUGGUUCUUCCCACUUUUCCUGCUGUGGUCUUGUGGGAGCCUUGUAAAGGACUCCAGGAGUCUACUUCUUGGGGUGGGACAGGAACUGGAGACCAUAAGACAGCCAGUAGAGUAGGUGGGACAAGAGAAGGAGACCAACAGAGGCCUCUAUAUUCCUUUCUCCUUCCCCAUCACUCUCUGCUGGCAUCCAGUCCCAUUUUGUCAACAUCCCAAAGGUAACCAUUCCCGUGCCACUACACAUCCCACCCCCACGCCCGUAAGAGCGUGCUAGGGGCUAGGAAGGGGCCACAAGGUUUUCCGGGGUCCAAGAAAGGACCUUAAGUAUAUCAACCCAUUCCUCUUAGUUUGCCUCGUGUGGGGCACAGGGUGUAUUUGAAAGGAUGCUAAGCUGCUAUAGAAAUCCCUUGGCAACCAACAAUUAAAGUAAGACCAGCUUGUUACUAAGUAAGUAGUCUAGGAGGAGAUGAUCCAAAGCCUGUUCCACAGUCAGCUUAGCUUCACAUACAACUUCCAGGUCUGGAGAGAGGGGCUGCACCUGAGAAGAGGAGGAAGUGUGGACUCUUUCCUGUGAAGGGCAGGGGUCAGAUGUGUCUGUUGCUUCUUACUGGUCAGGACUUAGCUGCAUGGCUAUUGGUAGUUGCAAGGAAAACUGGGAAAUGUAGUUUUGAGCAGGGCAGCCAUGUGCCUGCCUCAAUUUGAGAGUUGUGUAUUACCAGCAGCACCUUUACAGGAAAGGUGCGAGGGAAUGCUCAUUACCCUGCUCUUUUUCUAUCUGCCCCGGCAGGUUGAGGUACAGUGGGGACUUGCAGGGGUCGGGGAAGAGUGGGUGCCUCUCUCUGAGGCCCCUGAUUGUUCCCAUGAUGCCAGUAUGCAGGGUUACCCAUGGAAUGGUCCGUGUUUGUGCGUGUCUGUCUAUUUAUGGGCAUGGGUGCAUGCUUGGUGUGUAUUGUAUGUCUGUAUCCAUGUGUCCCUGCACAAAAAUGAUACUCACGUGUGGGUGUAGGAGCCUGGGCUUGGCUAUCCUCUUCUUUAGGCUCUGGAUCUUAUAGUCUCAUCUCUUAUGGCUCCACAAGAUGCCUGCGGCGGGGAGUCCUUGGGGGAACCUUGAAAGCAAGACUAGAAGGGAGUACAGGGUCUGUGUGUGUGUCUGUUUGUCUUUCAGUCUGAGGAAUGGAAUCUUCCUAGCUAUAGGGAUAUGCAGCUGAGAGCCCAUCACUCUCUCAGCCCUUCUUGGCCCUUCUCUUCCUCCCACUGCCUCCCCAGCAUCUCCUGGAUGUAGCUCUGUCUGGAGCAGUUUGCCAGGUGGUGGCUGCUCUGAUGAACAGGCAUGAGGGGCUCUAAGGCCUCUCUCCUCCCACCGAGGAACAUCCCCCAUGGAACGGCUCCUUCAAAGAUCCUCCCUCUCUGGUUCCUCUAGGGACUGAGAGGUGGCCGCAGAAGUCGGCAUCCCAGAGACUAAUGGGUCCAUCUGAGCCAGGGCUCUCUCCUGAGAUGUCUGUGGAUGCUUCUGUGUGAUAUCUACCCCCUUGGAUGAAAUCCUCACUACCACACUCUUGGUACCCCCAGCUGCUUCACGGAUGUCCUGUUUCAGGCAUUUCAGGGCUUCUGCCCACACGUGACCAAUUCAGGGAGGGAGAAGGACCCCUGGGAAAGCACAGGGCUGCUGGGCUGGCCUUCCUUCUCAGACUAGUAGCGCGAAGGUAGUAUAAUGGUUUCAGCUAGGUAGGGAGAGGCCUGGUCAUGGGCUGAGAGGUGGGAGCUAAAGAGUUUCACAUAUAACCACAGCAUACACUGGGAAGUUGAGGGCCAGGGGACCCAGGACCAUUCCCCCAAUAUGAAGAGAAACCGAAUUGAAUGUGAAUGUGGGCACAUUCUCCAGGAACCACUGGCCUGUGACCUCUAGACCCAAGGAAGGCUAUACUGGUGUCCAGCUGGCCUCGUUCACCCAGGGGUCACAGUGGUUAGAAGGGACAAGCUUGAUGAAGCUUUGGGAACAAAGGUGAGGUUCAGGGUGGGAAGACAGGACUCACCCAAGCAGAAGGCAGGGCCCUGGGAAAAUGUGUAAUUUAAGGACACCAAUAAUAAUAAUAAUAAUAGUAAUAAUAAUAGUAUUAUUUUUUUUGUAAAGGAAAAAAAUCAAUAUGUACAUUCUGAAAUCAUUUUCUCUGUAAAUGGUUGAAUUUCAUUUCACCCUUAAAGGGAUGCUUAAAGGAGAAGAUAAUAUUAAUAAUAAAACAGCUGAGAAGUCUGGAGGG
Molecule: messenger RNA, 4755 nt
Organism: Mastomys coucha (southern multimammate mouse)
Lineage: Eukaryota; Metazoa; Chordata; Mammalia; Rodentia; Muridae
Gene: Mgat3
Product: beta-1,4-mannosyl-glycoprotein 4-beta-N-acetylglucosaminyltransferase
Exons: 2
Coding region: 225-1841 (538 amino acids)
Biological process (GO): N-acetylglucosamine metabolic process; protein N-linked glycosylation
Cellular component (GO): membrane
Molecular function (GO): beta-1,4-mannosylglycoprotein 4-beta-N-acetylglucosaminyltransferase activity
Source: RefSeq, a predicted model, not a curated record